AUGACUACUCGUGAUUAUUCACAAAAAAGGAUUCUAUCAAAUGAAUCUUUAUCAGGAUCACAUUCAGUAAAAAAAACACGUAAUGAAGUGAAAUCUGUUUUUGGACAAUUGAAUAUUUCAUUUCAAUAUUCCAUUAUUUGGUACAAUGAGCAACAGAAGAAUCCUUUAGAAUAUUACAACAUAAAUACGAAAUUUCGUCGUGGUAUUAUUGAUUAUUUAGAAUGUUUUGUUAAUAUAAACGAAUACAAGAAUUAUAUUGCAUCGUUAACGAAUGAUCGACCACAUAUUAUUAUAAUUAUUUCAAUUUUUACUUCCACAGAACUAAUCGAUAUAUUUAAUUGUUUAAAAUCCAAUGAUUUAAUCUAUAUUCAUCAAGGAGAAUUCAAUUCAGAUGUAACCCCGUCACUUGCUCAAUCUCAGAUUAGGGGUACCUAUGAUGAUUUAACACAGUUAUUUUCAGACGUUUCCAAAGAAGCAUCUAUAAUGAAUCGUGAAAAUUUCAUAUGUAAAACAAAUAUAAGUUCAAAUUCUUCGUGUAUUGUCAAUGACCGUACUACAUGUUUUGAAGCAGGUUCAAAUAAUGAUUAUUUCGUUAAUUUUCUUGAUAUGUUAAUGGAAACUGAAGCAAGUCCAAGUGGAAAACAAGUGUUUGUAGAAGAAUGUCGUCGUUUGUUUGAAAAUCAACAAUCAAUACUUCGUAUAGUUGAUGAAUUUGAUCGAACUUAUGUAUCUGAUCGAGCUGUAUAUUGGUAUACACGUAAUGGAUUUCUAUAUACAUUGGUUAAUCAAACGUUGCGUCAGCAGAAUAUUGAAGCAUUAUUAUUUUUACAUUUCUUUAUUCGAGAUUUAGAUCGACAGUUACUUUCUGAAAUUCAAGAACCUGAAGAUUAUGAUUGGAAGAAACUAAGUGAUCUUUAUCGCGGUCAACGCAUGUCGACAGUUGAAAUUGAAAGUUUGAAAUUAAGUUACCAACAAGGUGUGUUUCAGAGUUUUGUUUCUACAACAAUAAAUAUCGAAGUAGCACGUAUGUUUUCUGGAGGACGUGCCAUAGCAAAAGAUGAUCCUGUACAACCCGUUCUUUUCUAUUUUGAUUGUUCUCAAUUGAAACUUUCGCGAGGUGUUGCUAAUAUUCAACAUCUCAGUGAUAAUGAUGCAGAAGAAGAAGUUCUGUUUUCUCCUUUAUAUAGUUUUUCAGUUCGAGAUGUCGACUAUGAUGAAGACGAACAUGUUUGGAAGGUUCAAUGCUCUAUGAAUGGUGAUGAAACAAAUCUACCAUUAUUAUUGCAUCAACGUUUAAUUAAACUUGAUAUUGCAGUUCGAAUUUUAAUAUCUACUACUGCUUCUUUUAAUAGUGAUUCAAAUGAAGAAAUAUGUCAACUAUUUACUAAUGGUAUGAUGACUCUGCUUGAUGAACUUGUCAUUCCUGAAGGAAAUAUAGUAACGUUAGAUGAAAAUGCUCAGGUGCAAAAGAAUACAAAACAUGCAGUUACUGCAUUAUUUCUUCUAAAAGGACUUAAAUCUUUCAAUACAAACUCACUCGCUCACAAACCAGCUAUUUCCAAUGAUACAUUUGCUGCACUUUGGGAUUGUUUAGCAACGAUGUAUAAAGAAAGAGGGGAAUUUCAACGUGCUCUAGAUUAUUUUGAAAAAGCACAAACUUAUUCUAUUGAAAACAUGCCAAUCGUUAUCGCACGAAAGAUAAAUAUAGCUCAAGUGAAUAGAAUGAUAGGUCAAUACGCACGAACUUGGUCUAUCUAUCAAGAAUUAUUAGAUGAAUGCAUUCAAAGUCCAGACAAAGAUAACUUCAAUAUUUUCUCUCAGAUUGCUACAGAUAUACCUGAUGUUGAGUCAGAACAUGCAAUGGAAAUUUGGUAUCCAAAUAUAUUCAAUUAUCUAGAAUAUGUUUAUACUCAAUGUCAAGAAAAAGCUGAAAGCAAACCAUUAUUUAACGAUGAACUUAGAAUAAGAUAUCGAGCUCUUGGACACGCUUAUUGGUAUCUUGUUCAUAAUGAAGAACAAACUCUUGUUUGUUAUAAUCGUUGGAAAGAACUUCUUGAUGAAAAGAAUGAAUCCUUAGGUGAAUUCUUCAUGUAUUUAGCUCAUGUAUAUUAUAAUGGCAAUCCAAUACGAGCAAAAAGUCUAUACGAACAAGCUAUUGUCGAGUUAUCGAUUGCUGAAGAAGCAUGGCCUAUGGAACUUGCUAUUUGCUAUAGUCGAUUAGGUUGUUUACAGAAAACAAAACGAUUUUUUAUUCGACGCUUCUACCUACUGAUCUACGUUAUAGAUCUUAGUAUUUUACAGCGAAAAUAUUUAGAAGAAGCAGGUGAAUGUUAUCUAUAUUUAGCAAAGAGUUAUGAUGAACAAAAUCUAAUAAUUGAUAAAACAACAGCUGAACAAUAUUGUCAACAGGCAUUACGUUUAUUUUUGAAUGUCAAACCUCCUACUUCUAAUUUUCGAGAAAUGAAAGAAUGUAUAACACAUCUUAUCACUCUUCAAGAAAACCAUACUGAAAAUAAUUUCUUACAAAAAAUAUAUGAUGAACCACCAGUGAAUGAACAACAACUGAAACAAAUGCUGGAACAAACUUUGCGAACUCUAAAUGGUCAAAAAUUUCAAUCAGAAUUGAUUGAUGAGGAAAUCGGGGAUGAAAACUCUGACUAG
This is a messenger RNA of Adineta ricciae, 2661 nucleotides long. The record is from the annotation of a GenBank genome assembly. NCBI's taxonomy places the organism in Eukaryota, Metazoa, Rotifera, Eurotatoria, Adinetida, Adinetidae.